Molecule: messenger RNA, 1014 nt
Organism: Astyanax mexicanus (Mexican tetra)
Lineage: Eukaryota; Metazoa; Chordata; Actinopteri; Characiformes; Acestrorhamphidae
Exons: 6
Coding region: 201-941 (246 amino acids)
Source: RefSeq, a predicted model, not a curated record
UAUGUGGUGCUUACUUUAGUAGCAUUACAAAAUAAUUAGAGACAAAUUUGGUCUUUUUAGGCCGAGCUGCAAAAUGCCGCAAGACACGUGGUGUCUCUACUGCGCAGUGCAUUAGCUGAAGCCCGUGGGUCAGUGCCUGCAGUUUCUACAGCUGAUGAAGUGCAGGUUCAGGGACAUCAGGCAGCAGACAGCAGGUAGACAUGCAGGAACAGACUGCCCCUUGUAACCAGGAACAGCCUGCAAGGAGACAUGUCCAGCAGCAGCAGACCUUUGGCUUUUCUGGUACAUGUGGUUCAGUGGAGCAAAGUAUGACCAGAUCUUUCCCUGGCCUCUUUAAACCCCGCAAAAACAGCACCCCAUCUCCAAAAAGAAAGGCUGCUAGGUCAACACCAGUCCAAUUCUACCUGUUAAACCAGUUUGUAGAGAGGACCCCUAAAAUGUCGACAGAACUUCUACUUCUCCAGGCAGGACUUGGAAGGAGGACAGUGACCAUCCCAGAAGACGGACAGCAUUCUGAGAUUUCCAGUCUACUUUUGCAAAUGUACCCUAAAAUGGCAUCACUGCAGGGAGCAUGGAUGCUAUAUAAAGCUGUUGGAGGAUCAGGUCAGCGAAAGUUAAACGUUGUGCAACCAGAUGAAGAGGGCUACACAGGGGCAUAUAUUAUUAAAGCCUUGGGAGGAAGGGGGGGUUGUCUGUACAUCAUGCCAUUGCAAGGAACUUUGGACAUGUCCCCCUUACCAUUUACAUCGCGUGAAUUUGACAGGAUGCCAAAAGCUCAAUGCGCCACAUGUCAUGUGGACAUGCCUAUCCAGCUACUGGCUCUGCAUGCCCAGAAGUGUGAGCCAGACACAGGCAGUCGAUUAAAUUCUUUACCAGAUGUGUUUUCAGAUGUCGAAGCUUCAUGUGAUCUUACAGAAAUGGACAGUGUAAGUUACAUUUGAAUCUACCCUUGGCCUAAUAUCAAUUUUUUACUAAUUGCUUUAAUCUCACAAUGCAUGCGCUUUAUUUACAGGA